Messenger RNA from Racocetra persica, 169 nucleotides. NCBI's taxonomy places the organism in Eukaryota, Fungi, Glomeromycota, Glomeromycetes, Diversisporales, Gigasporaceae. The record is from the annotation of a GenBank genome assembly.
AUGCACCUUAACGUGAGAUAUAAAGAUCUCCGUAACCUAAAAGAGUUGUUAACCAAGUUCGAGAUUGAGAAUGGAGAAUUUGAAAACUGGAUCAAUACUAUUCCUGGUAGUUACCGAUGGUGGUUCGUUGCUACUGACCGACAGUUAAAAUUAAAAGAUAAGAUGUUGG